Messenger RNA from Talaromyces stipitatus ATCC 10500, 2482 nucleotides. RefSeq lists its product as uncharacterized. Lineage: Eukaryota; Fungi; Ascomycota; Eurotiomycetes; Eurotiales; Trichocomaceae. The transcript has 2 exons. The coding region runs from base 1 to 2163 and encodes 720 amino acids. The record is from RefSeq and is a predicted model, not a curated record.
AUGUCCUCUGUGGAGGUCGAGCUGCCCAUCAUGGGUAAUUCAUUGCUCGCUCAUCCUCACAGUUAUGGCCAUGGAAACAUAAACUUCAGUCAGACUUACAUCCCUGACGGUGUUUCUCCCCUCUCUCCUUCAUCAGUGUAUUCACAACCACCAUCUCGGCCCAGGCGUUCUCACGGGUCGUUGUCAUUCCUUUCUUCCGGAAUGAGUCGGCCUGAAUCUAACGAACAAUUAUAUGUGCCGUCUCGACGAGGCCUAGAAAAGGUCUCUGUUACUGUGUCGCCGUUCCGGUCCGUUCGACAGAUGAAAGAGCCCUUCCAACUCAAGCUUCCUCGUUCACCGUCCUUUGAAAACAAUCUGAUGUCCAGUUCGCUCCCGAAUCGAGAAGUCAAGGAAAAAAAAUCACAACCACGAGGUCUUCAGUCACCUAUUGGUCUCCGCCCUUUGCGCACCUGUCGAUCAGACCAGAACCUGGUUGCGGGUGCUUUGGAGACAUUCGGACUGCUACCUAGUCCUACUCUAUCAGAAUCUCGACUGACAUCGGAACUCAAUACCACACGAAGGGAUUUUACUUUUCAGAAAGACAAGCCUCUUCCUGUCCCUAAACGCUCGUGCCAUAUGACAACCCAAAGAUGUAAAGUCUGCCUAGUUGACAGCUGCCAAGUCACGGAUUGCGAAGCGGCGCCGCCUGCGGAUGCUGCGUCGGGAACUUUCUACCAGAGUGAAAUACCAGAGGAGGCUCCGAAGCAGAUGCUGGCACCUAGCUUUUCUUCCCAGGAAGUGCGAAACCCAACAUCCACGCCGCAAAUGCAACAGCUCACUGAGAUUAAAUCUCCGGCAACCUCCUCUGCUAAGAACCAUAAACGGUCAAGAACGACAACUGUAUCGAGUGCAGCCAGCUGGGUUCCAGAGAAUUUGACAUAUUGCGAAGAUUGGCUUCAGAGGGUUCCCCUUGAAACUCCGGAACGUCAAGAUGGAAGAGGACGAGAAAUCAACAGGCGCAAAUUCCAGAUAGUGCAACAAACCGAUGAUCCUUUUCCAAUAAGCCGGCCGAGUCAUCGGACUCGCAAACCUGCAGAUUUGAGCAUUGAUACAGAGGCGGCUAAUAAUCCAGUGAUGCUCGCUGUAGCUAGCAAGACCAAGCCAAAGCUUGUUGAUAUAUCUCGACCUUCCUCAUCCGGGACAACAUUUUCCGUUCCCAUACAUCCGCCACCAUCGUGGAGACGACCAUCCACACCAGAACAACGAAGCAUGAAUGAAAUAUCUGCUUUUAGUCCGGACACUCCUCAGGACAUCCCGGACAGUGGCUACGUUACACAGCAAUCCAACCGGUCGUCGGACGAGAGUCACGAGUUCCGAGACGAUGACUAUGUUGAUACCGCGUUUGAUAUCGCGCCAACGACAGCAUCGUCAGAGCCACAUUGCGACAUCUCCUUCGUGACUAGUAUCUUCAGCGAUCAAAAGCCUAAGCAUCGAUAUUACAUGUCGUCUUACAAUAGACACAAACCUUCCACUGGCCAUAAGAAAGAUGAAACCCCACGAACACCACCAGCCGUGUCUCCGAAGACCGUCGAUCAAGAAACCUUGGUGAAGUACUGGGACUACGAGUGGACAUUGGAUCAACUCGAAGAUUCCGUCAAGGAGUUUCCCAAAUAUGCCCUGCGGCUCACAUCGCCGGUCAUUAUCCUGAUUCGACAGAAUCACGAAAACACGAUAGUUCGGCCAUUCAAGAAGAUUUUCGUCAAUGCCCAGGAUAAUAUGAUCGACUAUCUAUGUGCAGCAUUGAUUGCAAGGAAUUAUCUCGUCUCCACGGCAUCAACACACCAUCGCCUGAACAACCCUCUCACACCCCCUUCUCAGUCCAUUGCCAAAUUUCACAAUCAUGGUAACAACACCAACAGCAAUCUAUCGAAACUGGACAGUGUACCUGAAAAGGCAAGGGCAACACUCGGUAUCGCCUUGCCGAUCAACCCGGGCAACAAUAAUAAAUUGAAUUUGAACAUUCCGAACCAGUCGAUGGGUGCUCGGAGCGCGGAGCUACAGAAGGGUCUUGAUCGGAUUGUUGAUAAAUUGCUCUUCACGAUCUGUGGUCGACAUGAUGAGACGCUCAAGGCGUCGGUGACUGUGUUGAUGCAGGUUCUGGAGUCGAAAGAAUCAAAGGCUUGAUUCAUAUCAUUUCCAACAGUCAUUCUGCUACCCUCCCCUUUUCGCUUUUUCUUUUCUUGAUACCAUCCACUGUCCCUUAUUCAUCUGGCCAACAUACAAUCCUUCUUACAAUUCCCUUAUCUCUCCUUGUAAUGAACUUUAUAAUCACCCUUUUCUUCCUAGCACCAUCCACUCUUUCUUUCUGCCUGAGCUUCAACCUACCAUAUUGCAUACAUCUAAUGUCUAUCUCUUGAUUCCCUAUUUGCUUUUUCGUCUCGUGUUAAUUCAGAUUGAUAUUCCCUCCUUCCGAACUCGUCCUUUCGGCUUGAAUAUAUCUCAG